UAGGAGAGGUAACUCACGAAGAACUUUGACGUAAAUCAAUGAAUGUGUUAAAAAUUUGUUGGAAGACUUUGUCGCUGGAAAUGCUUUACCAGUUUGACCCGUUGUGAAGUGCAACAGUUAUUCCAGUGAAAUAAAAUACGCCAAAAUACAAUACAAUUACUUAUCUUAUAGAUGUGAAACUUCUCUUGCGCAUGCCCAAAGACGCCAUUUUGAUCAAAUUUGUUGGAGAUAUUCGAAAAUGGCGAAAAAGUAGUGUAACAUAUCCUUCUGUGUUUUGGGUGUGACAAUACUCCCAGUCCUGAAUGCCUGAAGGGACAGAGACAGUUCAGAAGCAGAAGUGGCUGUAUACAGUGACAACAGUGCGGUACUAUGCCAGCACCAAGGAACAAUACUGAAGGAUCUUUUUCAUAUAUAGCAAAGCAAGGCGGGAGGAAUGGAAAGGAGACAGUAAGGCGAAACAUCCAGUGAAGGAUUAAAAAGAAUAAAAAAAGUUAUUUGUGGUGAAGAGGAAUAAUGAAGAAAAGUAAUGCAAGGCCUGGUAGUUUGAAAGAUCCUGAAAUCGCAGAACUUUUUGAUAAAGAUGACCCUGAAAAAAUAUUUGAAGACCUUCGUGAAAUUGGACAUGGCAGUUUUGGUGCUGUCUACUAUGCUCGUUGCCAUCAUACGAAAGAAAUUGUUGCCAUUAAGAAAAUGUCAUACGUUGGAAAGCAAAGUGCAGAGAAAUGGCAAGAUAUCUUAAAAGAAAUCAGGUUUUUGCGCCAACUUAACCAUCCAAAUACAAUAGAAUACAAAGGAUGCUUCCUGCGGGAUCAUACAGCAUGGCUGGUAAUGGAAUACUGCCUGGGGUCAGCAUCAGAUAUAAUUGAAGUUCACAAGCGACCGCUUAAAGAAGAAGAAAUAUCAGCUAUCUGCGAGGGUGUGCUACGUGGCCUUCAUUACUUGCAUUCUCUGGGGCGCAUCCACCGUGAUGUCAAAGCUGGAAAUAUCCUCCUUACAGAAAAUGGAACAGUUAAACUGGCGGAUUUUGGUUCAGCAAGCAUCAAAUGCCCUGCAAACAGCUUUGUGGGCACUCCAUAUUGGAUGGCACCAGAGGUCAUCCUUGCAAUGGAUGAAGGCCAAUAUGAUGGAAAGGUUGAUGUGUGGUCGUUAGGGAUUACUUGUAUAGAACUGGCUGAACGCAAGCCCCCAUACUUCAACAUGAAUGCAAUGAGUGCCCUCUACCAUAUUGCUCAAAAUGAUACUCCCCAACUAAGUUCAUCAGAAUGGUCUGACGUGUUUCGUCAUUUUGUGGAUUCUUGCUUGCAAAAGAACCCAAGUGAAAGACCUAGUUCAGGCAAACUGCUUGGGCACCAGUUCGUUACAAGGCAACGAUCACCGCAUAUUCUUAUUGACCUUAUUCAACGAACAAAAGCAGCAGUCCGUGAACUAGAUCAUCUGAAUUACAGAAAAAUGAAGAAAAUCCUCAUGAUUGAUGCAUUUGAAACAGAGAGUAAUCUAGGAGAUGCUGAUGACACACCUGAUGAGCAAACUGGUGGAGAUAGUAGCAAGAGUAAUAGUAUAACCUCUGAGCAUUCAAUCCAUUCUGUGGGUGUGAGUGCAUCUUCGCAAAGCAGUUCAACAAAUAGUCUUCCCCCAGCCACAGAUGGCAAUGAUGGCAAUUAUCCUCCUUCGGUCCGUAGGCACAAGGCCAGUAAUUCUAAUGCAAUCCAGGAUCAUGGUGCUAAUAAUUUUGCAACUAUCAGAACAACAUCCAUUGUUACCAAGCAGCAGAAGGAACAUAUGCAGGAAGAGAUGCAUGAGCAGAUGUCUGGUUAUAAGCGUAUGAGAAGGGAACAUCAGGCUGCGUUACUUAAGCUGGAAGAAAGGUGCAAGCUCGAGAUGGAAGCACAUAAACAACAGUUGGACAAAGAAUACGAGUCUCUGUUACAACAGUUUAGUAAAGAACUUGAAAAGUUACAGGUUAGACAUCAGCAAGAGCUUGAUCGAAAGGUGAAGCAGAAUCAGGCAGCAGAAAAGAAGUUACAGAAGGAUAUUAUGAGUCGACAGGAACAAGAUCGUAAGGCCUUUGAGACACAGAAGAAGAAGGAGUACAAGAUGAGUAAAGAGCGGUGGAAACGGGAACUGAGCCUAGACGAAUCGACACCAAAGCGGCAACGCGACGCCACCCUGCAGAGUCAGAAAGACAACCUCAAGCAACUGGAAGCUCAAGAGGAGCAAAGACUUCUUAGAGGCCAGAAAGAAUAUCUCGAUUUGGAGAUUCGGAAAUUCAGAAGAAAAAAAUUCCUUCUAUUCCAGAGCCUCGAAAGGGAGCUUCUUCAAGAGGAGUUAAGUAAGAGACAGCAACAACUGGAGCAAGCUCACGCAAUGCUUCUUCGGCACCACGAGAAAACGCAGGAAUUGGAGUACAGGCAGCAAAGAGCUGUGCAUCAACUUCGUGAGGAUCAGAUCAUGAGGCAGCAUGCAUCAGAACUGCAGAACCAACAGGACUAUAUGGAGCGUGCUGAACGGGAGCUACGUAAGAAGCAUGCAUUAGAGCUGAAGCAGCAGCCGAAGAGCCUCAAGCAAAAAGAAAUGCAGAUACGGAAACAGUUUAGGGAAACAUGUAAAAUACAAACUCGGCAGUACAAGGCGCUCAAAGCCCAAAUCCUGCAAACAACGCCAAAGGAUGAACAGAAGGCAGUGAUAAAGAAAUUAAAGGAAGAGCAGCGGCGAAAGCUUGCAUUGCUAGGUGACCAGUAUGAACAAAGCAUAGCUGAAAUGCUCCAGAAACAGUCGAUUCGGCUUGAUGAGUCUCAGGAGGUGGAAUGCCACCAUUUGAAAGAGCGUCUACACUAUGAGCUGGAAAUCCUAAUGGCCUACCAGUCAAAGAAUAAAAUGCAAGCAGAGGCGCAACGAAAUAGAGAACGAAAGGAACUGGAAGAUCGUGUGUCCGUACGACGAGCUUUACUUGAGCAAAAGAUGGACGUGGAAACUAGACAAUUUGAGCAAGAAAGAGAUGAAAGGAUUAGGCUGUUGCAUGAACGACAUGAGAGGGAACUGGAACAGUUUGAUGAGGAGUCUGCUCGACUUGGAUUCAGUGCUCUGGCAAUAGCAGAGGCUCCAAAGGAAGCCUAUCCUGAUGAAGAAAGUCUUUCAGGUAGCAUGUUGAGCCUUGCACACAGCAAUAGUUCAACAUCAUUCCCACCUGGAAGUCUUUAGCAUAUGCUUGAUCAUUUCCCUUGAUCAUUCAUAAAUCCACCUAAGCUCCUAUCUGCCACCCGUUUAAGUACCCACCUUUGCCCUGUGCCAAUUGGCUGUUAACAGCCAGCACAGGUAAAUAAUUUAAUGAGCAAAAAAUGGCAGUGGUAUGAAUUCAGAGAAAUGCAAGCUCAGGUGUUGGAUGUAGUUAAGAAUUUGACUGACAGUCUCGUAUUUCUUAUAAUAAGAAGCAUUGACGGUUUCCCCGUGCUCUGCCAGUUUUACUCUUUGGAAAUUGGUUAUGAGACUAUUUUAUUACUUGUGUUUAUUUAAUUACUGGGCUGUAGCCUUGGCUAUUGAAAGCUACUGAGCAUUUUGAUUAUACAGACUGCAUAGCUUGUAAUGUUCUCUUAUUCCAAUUGCGCAUUCAGUUUACAGCGCAUUUGUUUGAUAGAUAAUUAUACAGAUGUAUUUGUACGAUACCGACAGUGUGGUUGUCCUAAGUUUCAUUGUGUCAAUUAUUAUAAAAGCAGUGUAACAUUCCAUUUGUUCCAGUAAUAGACUCACAAGUGCUUGCAAAUCUGAAGAAGUAUAGCGGCUUCUAUAAUUUUUUAAUUCUGUGAAUUAAACGGUACUGUUCAGAAAGAAUUUCUCUGUCACAUGCUGAUUAAGUGUAUUGACACAUUAUGGGACUUUAGAAUCAGCCUAAAAUUGUGGAAGAUACUGAACCACCAUAUCUGGUAUGCAGUAUUCUAAGUCAAAAAUAAACAGAAUUUGUGUCUUGUAUUAUUAUAUAGACUUACUGUUUACCUUUUUCUUCCCUCCCUUUCCUUUACAUCUAAGGUAAACCAAAGGAAAUCUUUUAUUGUGCUUAAAAGAAUAAGUGCAACAUAUGCAUGUAAACAGCUUAUGAGAGAUUCUGGUAUACCAUUACUUCCAGUUAUGGUACUAUGAUUAAGUCUCCUCUUUUUUGUGAAAUUAGUAUUAAUUUGUAUUGUUCAGUUGUACAAAUGGAAUCCUGAAUUGCAUGUGAAUCGAAAUUUAUGUGGUUGUAUGUCAUAUUUGAAAGUAACAAAGAAGUUAACAUAAUGCAGAUGCAUUGUAUUGGGGAAAGAAGCUUCAGUCGUUCAGCAGAGAGAGGUGGCAAGGAAAAAUAUGUAACUGGAGAUUGUAAUAAUCUUUUUUAGAAAAAAAAUAAUGUUAAUUUCCCCCUUAAUGUUUCCCAAAGAUGGUUUCUUAUUGGACAACAUAAUAUUAAUGUAGAUUUAGGCCCAUUUUGUAUUGAAACUUAUUUAAUUCUCCACUUUAUUUGUUCAACGUUGACUGUUUUUAAAGCUUUGCAUUAAAGUAUCUUCCUGUAAUGUGAGAAAGCUGUAGGGUUUGAUGCAUAACUGCAGAGUACUUGAAGGUGGAUUGAAAUAGUUAUAUGAAGCAUAAUCAAAAAGAAAUAUCAUUGAACACCCAGUAACACUAUGAUGAAAACCUUAAACUGGUAUACCAGUGACAGAAAUUCUUGCUCGUAAAAGUCAACAGGAUGUUGUAACAAUAAUACCAAAUUUCUAAAAGCCUUUUUAUUGCCAGUUGGCAUGCUGAAGUUGAUGUAAAAAUAUUCAAAUGUCACUAAGUUAGUUACCAACAUUUUAUCACUUUGUAUUACCAAUGUGUGAUGAUAUCUUGUGCAAAGGUAGUAUAUUUGCAGAGCUCAUAAGUUUUAUUUAUUGUAUCAUUUUCCAUGACACAUAGCUUAUCAUAAUUUUUUCUGUCUUCUGAAAUGACAUGUAAUCAUUGAAAUAACAUACAGUGAUUGACACAUGCUAAUAUUUGAAUGUUUUUCGUAUGUAGUCAUUCACAUAGCCACUUUGUGGCAUAAAUUCACUCAGCAAGACGUAUGCUGUCCUCAUCUGCCAUGUAAAGAUGUACAUAAGUAAAUAAAGUACAUAAUUUUUAAAUAGAUUUUGGUGCUUACUACAAUUUUUAGCUAUUGUUGGUUGUCUUGGGAUCAACAAUUUUACAGAAAGCUCAAAAAUCCAGUCAUUGUAUUAAUUUUCUGAGAGAAUAAGUAAAUUCAAAUUUUUGUGUCUAUUGUUUUAUGCAUAUAUCAAAAUGUAUGUGUUUCUAUCCCUACAGCAUGAUCAUAUCCUUGAGCUUUGUAUUUGGGAGACCUUUUUUUUUAGUGGGGUUGGGGUGGGGUGACAUCAUUUGUAAUCAGCUAUGAGUAGUGGCUGUAUCUUUGCCACAGUUGCAAUACCUGCCAAAAAAUAUUGUGGUUGACCUUCUAAAAGAUGUGAUCAUAAGCAUAAGGUUCAUUUCCUAACAGCCAUGUGUUUGCUCAAAUAUAGUCUUUGAUUAUUUCAUAUAAUUCCCUUAUCAUUCUGUUCAUUUGAUUGUCACUUUUAUUUGCAGAAGAGCUGUGUAGUUUGUGUACAGUUUUUUUAAUGUAGCUACUUAAAAUGCAUGCCCUCUUUUUCUUACUGAUGCUAGUUAUUCAUUAGAACAUUGCACCUGUCCCAUUUGUCCAGGUGGAGUUAUAUCUCAAAUUUCACAAAAACUGGGAAGAUAGUGUGGCACUAACAAAACAGUUUGCUGGAUAGACUUUUUCUGUAAAAAUAUAUACUUUCAUUUAUUGCAUACAUUUCAUAAAUUACAUUUUCAAAAUAAUGUUUCCAGUUUAUGUAAUUAAGCUUUGAAAAACAUUUUCUGACAAUGGACAACAAGUCUUCUGUAAUUUUCUGGCUCUCUCGUAUAUUUGAAUUCUUAUAAUGAAAAAUGGCAUACUUUUUCUCACUAAAUUCAGUGUAAUAGUUAAGGGACAAUUCAGGGAACAUGAAUCACCAAAAUAUGGAAAUACAUUGUUGUACUUCAUGUACAAUUCAUUAUGAAAAAGUAUCUCUAUGUGUUGAAUUGAUCUGUGUUUGGUGUGCUUGUUCAGAAUUCACAUGUUGUCAAUAGAGGAUAAUUCUUUUUCACUUCUAGAAGUGCAUUUUAAUUUUGUGGUGGUAUUCUCACAAUAUUCACCUUCUUCUCUCCACCCAAUUGCAACUGGCUGGUCUAUGUAAGCAACAGACUGGAGUUUUCUAAUAGUUGUAAUGUGCCUGGCAGGUAGUUUGUUUCCCAAGUAAUUUUUCUGUCGUCUUCAUUGGAGAAGUUCAAAUACCUGAAUAUUUUAUCCGUAGUAGAAAUUUACCAUUUACAGAAUACAUUGCUUUGUGCAGAAAGUUAAUAUUGUCAAGGGUUUAUCGUAAAGUCUUGUACAGUACUGACAUAAUAUUUUCACCAUAGUAUGGCAAAGUAAUAUAGAAAAUUAGAGCAAAUUGUAAAGCAAUUCCAUGCACUUAUUAAUUCAAUUAUAGGGCAUUGAAAAUAUUGCACAAGAACAGGGCAUUCUUAAGGCCAGUACUAGAAUAUUUCAAAGAUGGAAUAGGCUAUUAUUUUCAGACCAGGUUAUUGUAAUUAAGGCUUCCUGUUAUUUUCUUAGUGUAACAUCAUGCAGAAAUGAGAAUUGUUAAUUAUCGUUACAAGUUUGUUUAGAUGGUUCCCAAUAUUUGAUCAUUCAGACACAGUUUUGUUGUGUAACUGCUUUGAAACUGAUAGUAAGAGGUCAACACAAUAUUGUUAGGUGGAACUUGGGUAAAAACUGUAUAAUUAUUCACAACAUUGUUUAUUUUGGUGUGAACAAAAGUAUUUUGUCUGGUCAACACAUUUGGGAUUAGAUUGGGUUGUUGCUUCAAUAACAUCUUUGAUGUUUUGUAAAGUUGUGGGAAUUGUCAGUUUGACAGUUCCAUAUUUUUAGUGUAUAAGUAAAGCUGCCACCCUAGGUAAAUAUAUCUGCAAAAUCCUUUGUUCUAGGGUCUCUUGGUAAGAAUUGUCAUCUUUACAAUUUUUAAAAUUUGUUUAGAGAGAGAUUGAAACAGUCAGGCAAAGUUCAGAAUUCAUCUUCAAAUGUCUUCACAUUUCUGUGACAUUGCAUGUAACAGAUAGAGAAAAUAAUGAAAAUCAUAUGCACUUUUGAUUAUUUUUCAGUGUGUGUCAUUAGAAUAUUAGGUUGUUUGGUUUCAUUAUUGAGAAGAUCCCAUGUAUAAGUUUGUUAACAAAGGGAAACACAAUUAAAAAAAUGUGAUGAAAAGAGCUGAGAGCAUUUUUAAUAAGAGAUAGCAAGUACACAUUUUCUGUUUGAUACAAACUGCAGUGAAUUGUGAAAAAUUAUUCAGGUUGUCCUGUGGAGGAUUUAUACCUUUCCGCAAGGGAAUGUCACAAGUUUAUUAUUUCAGGUUACCUAGCAAACACUAAGGAAAGCCUGAAGCAUAAAUUACAUGCAGUGAAGAAGGAUGUGCUUAAAAGAUAAUAAUAACUGUGUUAUAGUGUACAUUAUUCUUGAUUUUAGUAGGGAACACAUUUUAGUUCUUUAUAUGUUUACAUGACUGUGACAGUUUUUGCAGAACCAUCUAAUUACACUGAAGUUGUUAGGAUAUGUUUGCACCAUUUACUGCUUCUGAUUCCAUUAUUAUAUCAUUAAACACUGCUUAAUAAGUUACAGAACACAAGAAUUUUAAAUACCUUACAACAGUGCAGCAGUAAGUGAGCUAAUUCUUGUUAGCUUACAGCAUAAAAUUGCUUGAACCUUUAGCUGCAGUCUUCAUUAAUUUCAGAUGUGAGCAGCAUUUGAAUUCUUAUCUUUGUUCUGUACAGUACUAUAUGAUUUGAGACUGUUUUGUGUCUUAUCUUUACUACUAGUUCCUAAUGUUUCAGCAAUUUUCCCCUCUAUUUAAAUAUAAUUUAUGUAGUUUUACUGCAACAUCCACCUGACUACUUUGUUUGCUACACUCUUGAAUAUCAGGAGCUAAUUAAUAUUGAAAUAGCGAGUAUGUCACUCAUUGCAUAGAAAAGAUAAUUUCACUUCAUAGCUGUAAAAAGAAAUGCCCUAUUGCCAGAAUUGAAGAAAAUUUGAUAAAACAUCUUGGAGAUUUCUUUGCAUUUGGAAAGAAUUAUAGAUUAACUUGACACAUUCAAGGAAACAGUAACAAAAUUAUGUGGAGUGAACUAACUGUUCCUCUUCUAACUCCUUUAUUUGUUUUUUGUCUUGCCUUGUUCCAUUGUCUUUGGCUCUUUCCAAAUAAAGAUAAAUGUAAAUCUUUUGCUUUUCUCUUAAAGCAAUAUCUCUUUCCUGUUGUUUUUGAUUUAAAUGACCUUCAGUAUUCGACAUAACUUUUUCUAUCUGCAUUAGAGACACAGAAUACCACUAAUUUAACUGUAAUGUUAUGGAAAGAAUAGAUGCUACUCACUAUAUACGGGAGACAUUGAGUCAUCGGCAGGCACAACGAAAAGAGUUCUAAACACUGAGCUUUCAGUCAAAAAAGGCCUUCUUCUAAAUCAGAAAACAUUGACACAGACAAAACUCACACACCCCUAUGACCAUUGUCUCUGGCCACAGAGACAGAACUAGAGACAGUGAUUUUGUGUGUGUGUGUGUGUGUGUGUGUGUGUGUGUGUGUGUGUGUGUGUGUGUGUGAGACAGGGGGAGGGUGGUGCACUUGAGCGAAUGCGUAUGUGUUUUCAAGUUUAGGAGGAGGCAUUUUGGUCAAAGGCAUAAGUGUAUAGCAGUCUUUUCAUUUUGCUUGUCUGUGACUCGACGUUUCGGCUACAAGAUGAACAGCAGUCUGUCUUUUUCGUAAUCUUGGUUUUUUUUUGUUUUUUUUUUCCAUCCUGGACUUCGCAUUAUUUGACUAAUUUAAUAGUGUUUUAGAAACAUAAUUUUCCAGUGUGUUAUUGAGUAGCUCUCGUGGCUGUCAGUUUUACUAAUUACGCAGCUCUAUGUUUCACACAAUAAUUAUGAAACAUAAGACUUGCAAAUUUUUUUUUCCCCCCCCAACCAGCAUAUAUUCAGAAUGAAUUAUUUUCUUUUGUCUACAGUCGCAGUUUUAUUUUGUCUACUGACCUAGAGGCAAAAGUGUGACUAUAGACUAAAGCUAGUAAUUAUUUGUCUUUGUGUGGGUUGCUUUUCAGAAAGUAUGUUGGGAAUAUGCCAUAUAUUCAGGUAAAAUUCUGCUGAUGUAAAGAUGCAGUGUUUUGAAAUUGCAAACCAUAAUGCAGUAGUAAAAUUUCAUUACCAAAGAAGACAGUUUCGGUAAUUGUUGCAAAGAAUCAAGUUACAUGAAUACACUUCUUGAUCCAUGAGUUAAUGUGAUAUAGUAUACUGCCUUUGAUUUAUUUGGCACUGUAUGUUGAAUUGAGAAUGAGGAAUGUUACAUAAUUUAAAAAACUUGUAAUGUGGUGUAAUCUGUGAUAAUGUCACUUAUGUUUUAUUACCUGUGCGACACUAUCUAGAAAAAGAUCAAAUAAACAGUAAGAUAUUAAAUAUCGUAAUAUAAUUCUCUCAUCAUGAUUGUAGAUUUCCAUUCAAAAGAAAUAUUUUAGGCAGAUAUUGAUGGAAAUGAUUUAUUGCUUGUGUGCCGUAUCAUAAUGUGGUUGUGAAGUUUUGUCAUACAGUGCUUCCACAUUCGUCAACAUAUUGUGCAUGUGAAGUGUUGUAAUUACGUGUUGUGAGACAACUGUGACUCGAAGUAAUUAUGAGUUAUUUCUAUUGAACAUGUUUGUCAGUCAAAUUCAAAAAACUCAUCCUCUGAGAAUCUCCGGAACAAUGUAAAGUAUUAAGCUUUGUAAUUCAUGAGCUCUUCAUAGAACAUAUUGUUUUAUACGAACAUGUGAUGCAGUUCCUUUUUAAUAAAAAGGAAUAGAUAGGAUUUAUGAUAAAAUCAUUUACACAAUUUUCAGUAUUUUAGCUGCUGAAGUCUAAUAUUUUUUGAGGCCAGGGGAACAUCAUUUUUUGGAUAUUUCCUGGUUAAGACUGUUUGUCUUCUCAUUAUUUUGAAUCACUCAAUUGGGAAGGCAGCUGUAUGGAUAGUCAUUAAAAGUAAAAGCUUGUACAGUUAUUUAAACAUUUGUGUUAGAUGUAAAUGUUUAUUUUAUUCAAAAGCAUAACAAAUCAAAAAUGUACAGUCAUCUAUGCUUCCAUUAAAGUUUUAUUGUUAUCUUAUGGUUAUGUUUAUCAACAGUUGUAAAUUUUCCCUUUAAUACUGUUGGUGUCAUUUCAGUUCUUCACUGAAAAAUCCAUUUGGUUACUUACUAAGAAUGGACUAUUGAUAUUUACAUUCAACAAACUGAGUAUGCUUUUUGAUUAAAUGAAAGUUCUUACUUAAUCUUCUUUCAUGAAAAAUAUUGCAAAUAGAUUUUGUUGUUUUCUAUAGAAUUCACCACGAAAAGACGACAGAUAAAGUGCUUAACGAUUUCUCAUUGUUACAUGUCCAAAAAACUACAUUAAAGUAACCAGAUUUUGUACAACAAGAGUUUGUAAUAUUUUAAAACCAAAAAAUGUUACAGAGUGUGAGUAGUGCUAAAACCUUUUUGACUGUCACACAUUGCAAUGUCUUACACAUCACUGUAAUGUGAAGAUGUCAGAAUUAGAACUCAGAUGAGAAUAAAAGUCAAAUCUUUUUUAUUGUAAACUUUAUUGUAUAAUUAAUUCGUGUAUAACUGUAUUGCUACAUAUUACACAGUGAUUAAAAAGAUAGAGCCAUGAGUGAUUAUUGUAAAGAAAGUUGUUUUUAUGAGUUUUAUGCUGUUUUAUAAGCAUCCAACAGUAUCUCACGUUUUGAGCAUGUGAUCAUUGUCUUGAAAGAUAUAUAUUAAAAUUAUAGAAAGCCAAUGAUAAAUAAAAAAUCAUUUUUGUUUGUAUAUUUUGUUUGAAAUUUAAAAGAAGCUUAAAUAAUUUCAGAACACAA
Messenger RNA from Schistocerca serialis cubense, 10952 nucleotides. RefSeq names its product serine/threonine-protein kinase Tao (gene Tao). The coding region runs from base 514 to 3198 and encodes 894 amino acids. Gene Ontology annotation, biological process: protein phosphorylation. Gene Ontology annotation, molecular function: protein kinase activity; ATP binding. The record is from RefSeq and is a predicted model, not a curated record. Lineage: Eukaryota; Metazoa; Arthropoda; Insecta; Orthoptera; Acrididae. The transcript is spliced from 18 exons.